Molecule: messenger RNA, 507 nt
Organism: Didymella exigua CBS 183.55
Lineage: Eukaryota; Fungi; Ascomycota; Dothideomycetes; Pleosporales; Didymellaceae
Exons: 3
Coding region: 1-507 (168 amino acids)
Biological process (GO): phosphatidylethanolamine biosynthetic process
Cellular component (GO): mitochondrion
Molecular function (GO): phosphatidylserine decarboxylase activity
Source: RefSeq, a predicted model, not a curated record
AUGACUCUAGGAACGAGCCAAGACAGAGUCAAGAACAUCCUCAAGGAAUACCAUGUGCAUAGGACCGGCUUGUGGCUUCCAGCGGACCACCGCCAUGUCAAGGACUGGAUUUCAGACAUCAUCGAACAUGUCGACAAGAACUCACAGGACCUUCACCCACAUACUUCUCGGAGCCGCUCUUCACAGCGGGGGUGUGAAAACUGGGCAGGGUCAUACCUCACGGCCACAGCAACUCGUGUUAUCAUCUUCAUUGAGACAGGUGAUGAUGACCUCGAACUUGUCUGCUUCCUCGGGAUUGGCAUGACUGAGGUCAGCACCUGCGAUAUCACAGUCAAACAAGGAGACCACGUCAAGAAAGGAGAUCAACUGGGCAUGUUUCACUACGAUGGAAGCACACAUUACGCGAUCUUCCAGAAAGGUGUUGAGCUGGAGGGCUUCCCAAGUGCCGAGAACUCCCAACACAACAUUCCAAUGCAAUCAAAGCUUGCUGUCGUCAAGAAGAGGUGA